Ixodes scapularis (black-legged tick) is the source of this 690-nucleotide messenger RNA. RefSeq lists its product as uncharacterized. The coding region runs from base 1 to 690 and encodes 229 amino acids. The record is from RefSeq and is a predicted model, not a curated record. NCBI's taxonomy places the organism in Eukaryota, Metazoa, Arthropoda, Arachnida, Ixodida, Ixodidae. The transcript has 3 exons.
AUGUCAGAAAGAUGUCCCCACGACUUCAAGGGCUCAAGAUCGGUGAAGCACCUAGCGACAGAUUGUGUACUGUACUACAAGAAACGCCACGAUAAAGUCAACAGAUGCUGCACAUUUUACACUAAUAAGUAUGGAUUGAAUCGAAGCAGUAAGCUGAAGAAUUACCAAGUUAAAAAGAUCACGACGGAACUGUUCCUUGAAUACAACAAGCUCGACCUGAUGAUAUAUGACCGGAGAACAAAGGAAAUCACACUGAUUGAGGUUGGCAUCACCAACAAGAACAUCUUGGCCAAGACCAAGUUACGAAAAUCACAGAAAUACGACCUACUGAAACAUGAGCUCAUCGUAAUGUACACCGGGUGCAAAGUAAUUGCAACACUGGUGGUGACGACCUGGGAUGGACUCGUGACAAGACAUUUCAAGGGUUAUAUGAAACAACUCGAAGUCACCGAAAGGCUGACGGCACACAUGCAGUCGGUAGUUUGUGAGAGUAUCGUGGAAGACUGCCGAAGAAUGCAAAGAGGGGACUGGCUGGAGGAUGAGGUGGACGAAAUGAUGACUCAGCUCGAGACGCAGCUCGCUGGGACAGAAGAAGCAGUUCAGGAAAACAAAAUAAGCGCUAAAUUCAAGUCCCGUGACUUUAUCGGCGUUUCCGAUACGAAAAACGCCAUGCAUCCACAUUUUUACUAA